CCCUCAUCAACCUGUUCAAAAGUCUCCUGAGAAAUUAACAUUUCAGCAUUUUGAUUGCAAAUUACGCAGCUUUUUUCAGACAGUAGUUUUCAUUUUCAGUUUUUAAAACUAUUUCAGAAUAAUGAUGCGCCUUUAACUUGCCAGUACUUGCUAGAAAAAGUCAGUCAGGAUCAGCCAGAUGUGACAGUCAUCGGAUGUUUACAUCGAAAUUUCGCUCAGUGUGGGCUCUCAGUAUUUGGCUCUGUUUAUUGCGAGUAAUAUAAAUAAGCGAUAAAACCCUUUCACGGUGUAAUUAAGAACAAUAUUUACAGAGGGCAUUGCUCGUAGUAAACAUGGAUGAAGGAGGAGGAGAAAACAUGGAUUUCACUACGAAAAUUGCCGAGCGAUCCGAGCAAGACUUACUUCCUCUGAAAGAAGAUUUAGCGGAAUGGCUUUCAAGAGUUUUAAAAGAAAAAAUUACAGCCGAGAACUUUAUGGACUGUUUAGAAAAUGGUGUCCUGGUUUGUAAACUCGCUCAAAUUGUGCAAACAGCGGCUCGAGAAAGCAUCAAGGCGGGGAAGCAUGUAAAACCAUUAGCUCCUUUCACUGAGAAGUUUCAUCAGAAUGCCAAAUCUGGGACGUUCUUCGCUCGGGACAAUGCAGCCCAUUUCUUGCAGUGGUGUCGGCAAAUCGAGCUUCAGGACUCCGUCUUGUUUGAAUCAGAUGGACUAGUUCUACAAAAACAGCCGAGAGAAGUGGUCCUUUGUUUACUUGAUGUGGCCAGAGUGGCAGCAGAUUAUGGGAUUGAUCCUCCGAAACUGAUCAAACUGGAAAAAGAAAUUGAUGACGAAAUCGCUGCCGAGGAGCAGAAGAAGCCAGAUUUAAAACCAACCAAGAAGGAAAAGAGAAUAUCCAAAGCAAUGAGCAUUGAUGCUGAGGUAAGAAGCCAAUAUUCUGCUCUGUAUUUUUAAUAUCACUGAAAGAAUAACGAAAUAUAUUCAACUUCGAAAAGUACAGCUUAGUAGGGAAGUCUUGCCAGGGAUUUUAAAUUAUGAAAGCUGUCCCGUGGUCAUCGAAUGCGGGACAUACGCCUUACCCCUUGGCUUGUUUUGUAUCGCAUAUUUGAAUUAAAAAGCGAGCAAAAUGCUCCUACGUGGCUGUUAUUGUCGAAAUUAUUGCAGGAAUGUACACCACUUAAAAUUUAAUGAGUUAGUGAAAGUGUCAAUAAUAUUGUAUAGCUGCCAAUUCUGAACACUCAAAGACUCGAAAAGACGUCAGUUGGAAUGUUUUGUUUUACAUAACGGGCAGUGAUUUACAUCUAUUAAGAUGAAAGUCACCUGUCCUCAAUAACUGGCAAAGUUUUUAUCAAGUGUACUGCCCAUAAAUAGGCAAAAAUCAAAAUAUCAUGGCGUUCAAAAGUAUUUUGAAGGAGGUAACAAUGUCUAUUUUCAGGUAAAAAAUUAUCUCAGGCACACUGUUUUGCUCAAAAAUUUGCUUUGUCAUUUAUGCAGGAGGUAGUUUAUCCACAGAAGCAUCUUUAAUAUUGCUACUUUUAUUGUCAGAUAAAAAUACUUCAACAACAGUUUAGCCAAUGCCAGACACUGAUCUUAUUCUAGCCAAAAAUUCAAAAAAGAGAAGUUAAAAUGCAGUAAAGAUAUAUCAAAAUUUACUCAUUUGGCUGGGCUCACUUGAAUUUCAGCACCUGAAUCAGUGUCGGUCUACAUCCAUUAGUUCUGGCUGAAUCAUUUCAAACAGAUUCAUACGUCGCACUUCACAGGAUGUUUAUUCCCUAAAUUUGAUUCAACUCAUGAAGUACAGUGUCUAAUGGGGCUUAAGUUAUGUGGAAAUUGGUGCACACUUGUAAAAUGUUAGUUUAUGGCUCCAAUUUAAGGAGCUAAAUUUUCCUUUGCUGUGCAAAUUUUGUUCUUAAACUAAAGUUUGAAGUGUUUAUUGUUCUAAGGUUGCAAGACUAGCUGCAAAAUAUAAUGUGAGGAUAGAAAAAAUCAAGGAAGGGAGAUACAUUGUGGAAGGAAAAAUAAACAUUUUUGUCAGGGUGAGUGUUUCAAAGCCAUCAUCCUUCACUGCUAUAUCAUCAUCGGUUGACUGAAAAGCAGUUGACUGUAAAGCAUCUCCAACUGACUCUGUUUUGGACAAUUCACUGUGGCUGAGUGAAAAGGAGAUAAGCCUCUAAGAAGUGCUUAUUGGAGUCCAUCCAUAUCUGGACUUGGUUGGAAAAGGACUUCUACAGUCUCCCUGGGGUCUUCUCCCUUGGAGGGGCUCAUACAUUGCGUAGAUGUUGGUGGGUUCAUCCUUUUCCAUGCAGAAAAUGUGGGCAAGGAACUUGAGCUGUUGUGAGAUGACUACCGAUAGCAAAGGGCUAGUGCUAAUGAGAUAGUAAAUUGUGUCAUUUGAGACUUAAACGAAAAUAAAAUUUGAACCUAGGAUAGGAAUCAAUGAAUCAUGAAAAUGCAUGUCCAGUUGGAAAGAAUCCCUUUGACGGUUUAUAUUAAAAGCCCGGGGGGGGUGGGGCCACUUGGUAUUUUUUGGGUGGGUAUGUGCCGCCCGGGAAUCCAAAUUGGCACCCCGUUCUAAAAAAAAUUCCCCUAAAAUUGAUACCCCGUUCUAGAAUUCGCCCUAAAACUGAUACCCCAUUCUAGAAAUGGCGGUUAAAAAAUAUGAGGCAAGAUUCCACGUUUCUCAUGUUGUCAAACGAACAAUUGCGUAACUUGGCAUAAUUUAAAAGCAAUCUGUCCUUGAAUAAUUUCAAAUGGCUGCUUACAAAACUGGAGCUUUCAUGCGUUCGAAAUAUUAUACCCCGUUCUAGAAAAUGCCUCUGAAAUGGAUACCCUGUUCUAAAUCAGGAGCUUCAAAAUCACGAACCCGUUGGGCGGCACAUACCCGUAUAGGCAAUGUAUGGGAGUACCCCCCCCCCCUGGGAUUAAAAGUAAUUUAACAAAAGUAAACCUAUCAGAUACAUGUAACGGAAAGCAAACAAUAAAUUUCAGCUGAAGUUGACUGAGCCAAUACAUCAGUAGCUAGUAGAAAACGAUGGGCCCUUAAAAAAUAUGCAAAAUUCAACUUUUUGUAUUUGGAAGGUACCACAAGUAGAAAAACACUGACAUCUAUGUAAGAAAAAUUUAUUUCAUUGAAGACAGACGGUGUACAUAACAAAAGCCUGUUGUCCUAAAAGAAAGUUAAUUACUCUUUGUAGAUUUUAAGAAACCAUGUGAUGGUAAGAGUUGGCGGAGGAUGGGACACCCUGGAAAACUUUCUUAGCAGGCAUGACCCUAACAAAAUUGGAAGGAUACUGACUUGUGAGUAAACAUGAUUAUAUUUAUUAUGUUAUAUGAUCUUGGUUUGCUAUUUUUUCAUAAACAUUUCCUCUAUGUGAUAAUUAUCUUUACUGUCAGAAAUGCUAGGGUAGGAGGAAUCUUUUUGUCUAGUUCGGCUCAAAUGUUGGUGCUUUUGUUGACAGAUUUUAAUUACUUAAUAAAUUUUUUUCUUGGUGGGGGAGGUUGUUAGAGUAUAGGUACUCAUAUUUGAGGAAAUAUGGUAGGUAUGUUUGUUAUGCUAAUUAAAGCUUCUUGUUUAAAGUGAAUACAGUCAAGUGCCAUUAGAGCGGACACUGUUGGGACCUUAAGUUAGUGUCCUUAGUGAGAGUCUGUGAUACCAGGAGUUUAUUUCAGUCAAACAUCUGCAAUUUAUGUCUGCCUGGAAUUUAGCUGCUGUCCUUAUUAUUAGGGUGUCUGUUAUAGCAGGGUGUCCACAAGGCAAGAGUUGACUGUAAAGAGUGUGUUUAUUCAAUUUUACUGUUAAACUUCACAGUAUGCCAGUUACAGUAAAAAGUACACCUCCUAGGCAGAGCUGCAAAUAACAAUAACAACAUUUCUUAUUUGUCUGACUAAAAAUGGUGACCUGCUCAGAUGUGUACAUGUUGCAGUUACAAUCUGUUCUCAGAGGUUAAACCAAGAUUUCUUAAUUAAUUAAUUUUGCUUUACUCUGUUAGUGACUCUUGUUAAAGUGUUUUUUUUUGCUUUGUUUUUGUAGUAUUGUUAAUGUAAUUAUUUAAUGUGAUUAUCAAUAAACAUACAAAAAUAAAAAGAAGAAAAAAGAAAAAAAAGAUUUCUUUUGGCUCCGCCUUUCAGGUUAGGAAACAAAGAAAAUUCGACUGAAUAAAACUAGGUUAAAUACUGAUUUAACCUGAGAUUGUUUUUACCUAUAACAUAAUUAUAUACCACAUUUUUAACCUUGUCCAUUGGAAAGAAAAAUUGUAUGCAGCCCUACAGACGAAAAACCCAAUUCCCAGUCAUCUGUCACUUCAUGUUACCAAGGUUCCCUUGUAGUAACCUAAUGAUGCUUUAUCUUAUUUCCAUAGCAUCACCUCAGCCUUGUAGUCACCAUAAUCAUCAUCAACUGGCUGGAUUGGCAGCAUGCUCUGCUUCAACAUGAAAGACUGAUACCAUACACAUAAUGUUAACUUUAACUUUAAUUUUUUGGGUACCUUACAAAAACAAAAUACUGAACAGUAAUUUCAGUGUUUUAAUACAACAGACCCUUUCAUUGAAUUGCCAACAAUGGCCAAAGAAAAAUUUUAAGAAGAAUAUUUACAAAAUUUCAUUGGGUGCGUUCAUAUAGGUAAUAGCAUCAUUUGUAGAGAUAUUUGGCAUAAAUACCAGGAGUGAUAUAUUUUUUGAAAUUGUUAUACGUAAUUUUACAAGCCAUUUGUCGAGUAAAAUUUGAGACAAUUUUGAAAUGUCACUCAUGGUAUUUAUGCCAAUACAAAUCAUGCUAUUAUUUGUUUAUACUACUACCCGCAAAAGGUUUGUUAUUUUCACAUUUAGGUAUAUCAAAUUAAGCUGAAAUACCACUGCUCUAAGCCAAUCAAAUUGCAGAAAGUACUCAUGUAGUAGUAUAAAAAAAUGAAAUACAACCAUGCAAGAGUACUGCUUUUUAUAUGUAUCGAUGUAAGAAAUCAGACAAGAUGCUGCGUUUGAUCUGAUAUCUAUAGAAACCAAGACAGGUUGAAAAAACGAGGUACAGUUCUGCUAGCUUGAAAGUUUCUGGAUAUCAGAUGAAAAACAGUGCUGAGUGUUGGAUUAAAAAGUUGAAAUUGAGGAAAAUUUACAAGCUGACCUGCUUAUAUCUCCUUCACUGAAUAAAUCACUAUCCAGAGGAUAAGUAUUAAGAAAGUCCAUUGCAUUAUCCAUUGAAUAGAGAUUAUGCAGUGAAUAGCAUUAAAAAAUCCACAUUUUAAAAAAUCUCGGCCUGAGAUCUCUUUAGCCACCAAGUGCUUCCUUUAUUAAAAAGUGAAAAGUUGCUCAACAUAGAGUUUUUCCUCCAUACGCAUGCAUCUCUGAUAGUUUUAAAUUUGAGCUGAGAGAGAAUCCAAACACUAUGUAUCCGUAACAGUAGUCUUGCUUUUUGAAAAGUUAGUUAUCUUUUAUUUUGACCUGCAAAAAUUAUGAUAAUUUAUGUCAAGAAAUUAAUGUAGAGGUAAAACAGUGUAAUUUCCUGUAGGAAAGUUAACAGACAUCAGGUAAGAACAGAUUUUUUUGUUUCAUCAGUGUUAAUUUUAUCAGUGGUCAAUUAAUUAGGUCCCAUUUUGAUUAUUGGAAGUUGAUAAAGAUUCAACAAUGGA
This is a messenger RNA of Porites evermanni, 5617 nucleotides long. The record is from the annotation of a GenBank genome assembly. NCBI's taxonomy places the organism in Eukaryota, Metazoa, Cnidaria, Anthozoa, Scleractinia, Poritidae.